UAGUAAGAUGAGCAUAACACUAAGGAGAAGAAAGUUAAGUAGACAUUAUAUGAAUGUAAAGUUCAAUUUCCAACGCAGAUUUACAAAAGAAAAGUGAUUCAUAAAGCAAGAGUAAGUUGCUUCAGUAGGAAGAAUGAAUUGGCUUUAAAUUCGACAUAACAGGAUGAUUCCAUAUCUAAUCCUCCUAUGUUCAAGCAAUUCUUCACUAAAACCAUGUCCUUUAAAAUGGCUCUUCUCAUGCCUUCCAAAUCACUAGUUUCUGUAUGCUUCUGGCUCUUGAAAGUUGUAGUGCUGCUAUGCAUGGUCUUUGUCGUAAUAUGGCUAAGUUUGAGGCCGAAGAUCCCUGUUUUCAAGGUGACUAAUGCUUAUGCUCCAGCUUUAGACGGAUUGAAUUCAACAUUUUAUCGCAGCAAAGUUUCCAAAAACAAUUCUAUUAGCCUUCAAUUUGAAAUCUCGAACCCCAAUAAGCGAAUUGGCAUCUACUACGGCGACAUCUAUAUAACCCUGUACUCCGGUCACUCUGUUAUCAGCUCCAAGCCUCUGCCAGGUUUCUAUCAAGGCUAUAAAAUCUCUACAGUAGCCAGCGUAUUUGCAGAUGCAGACCAGAAGACCUGGAGAGGGGUAAAAGAGAAGCAUAUAAAUUUGACAGUUCGCUUGCAAACUGCAGUCCAAUAUAAGAUAUUGAGAUCAAAAUCAAAGCAUCAUUUCAUGGAUUUGGAAGCAUAUAUUCCCAUCGGACCCGACGGAAGAAUAUUGGAAGAGGAUGAUGUAAAGCUGCAUCGCAAAGUAUGACAAUAAAAGUGUCAAUUUCAUGGAUAUUGGCUCAAGGUAAUUGUUUGUUCAAUUCAUGUUUAAAGUCUUAUGGCAAUGUUGCUGGAUUAUAAUAGGCCAAUAUACAGUCAUCCUAUGUUGCAAACUGGAAGAGACAUUUUAUCGAACACUUCGUACGCUUCACAUGCAUGAUCAAAUAAUGGCAGAAAUACAAACCAAAUUAAGCUCCAAAGAAACACAACUUGAAAUGAACAAUGAUUAUAAACCAAACAAGUAACAAUCAGUUCACAAGUUCCACUAAAAUCCAUUCUUCCGAAGCCCAACAAGACAAUGUGUAAACCACCCUUAUUCUAUAGACAGAGCAGCCGACUAAUAGUUCAGCAAAUGCAAAGAACACACUGACUCUAGCAA
Tripterygium wilfordii is the source of this 1182-nucleotide messenger RNA. Its product is annotated as NDR1/HIN1-like protein 3. The coding region runs from base 187 to 792 and encodes 201 amino acids. The transcript has a single exon. Lineage: Eukaryota; Viridiplantae; Streptophyta; Magnoliopsida; Celastrales; Celastraceae. The record is from RefSeq and is a predicted model, not a curated record. Gene Ontology annotation, biological process: defense response to other organism.